GCGCAUCUCUAUGGUACCGGCGGGGGCGGGGCUUCCGCCGUUAGCCACGCCCAUUGCCGUGCUAUUGGGAGGGGCGGCGCCGGAGCGGCGCCGGCGCGCGGCGGGCGCGGCGCAUGCGCAGUGCGGGAGCGCGCCCGGCCCAGGCGAGUGUCCGGAUUUUCGGGAAGCCAGGAGCGGUGCAGCCGCCUCUCUCCCAGCAUGGCAGACCAGAAGCGUCUGGCCUUCUCCAUCAUCCAGUUCCUGCACACCCAGCUCCAGAAUGGGAGCAUGUCCCCCGAUGCUCAGGAGAGUUUGGAAGUGGCCAUCCAGUGCCUGGAAACAGCGUUUGGGGUCUCCAUGGAAGACCAAAGCCUGGCUGUGUCCCAGACCCUUCCCGAAAUAUUUGAAGCCGUGGCAGGGAAGGAGCUGGAACACUCCAGAACGAACUCGGAGCCCGUCACCCCCUCAGAAGAUGACGUGGCUGAAGCUGAAAGACUCAAGACUGAAGGAAACGACCAAAUGAAGGCAGAAAACUUCGAGGCUGCCGUGUCUUUUUAUGGAAAAGCCAUCGAGUUGAACCCAGCCAACGCCGUUUAUUUCUGCAACAGAGCUGCUGCCUACAGCAAACUGGGGAACUACGCGGGAGCCGUGCGGGACUGCGAGCGAGCCAUCGGCAUCGACCCCAGCUACAGCAAAGCCUACGGCAGGAUGGGCCUGGCCCUGUCCAGCCUAAACAAACACACAGAAGCUGUUGUUUACUACAAAAAAGCUCUGGAGCUGGAUCCGGACAACGAAACCUACAAAUCCAACCUCAAAAUAGCUGAACAGAAAAUGAAGGAGACUCCCAGUCCGACCAGCGGCCCCGGAGGGUUCGACUUGGCCGGAUUGCUGAACAACCCCGGCUUCAUGAGCAUGGCCUCAAACCUCAUGAACAACCCCCAAGUACAGCAGCUAAUGUCCGGGAUGAUCUCGGGAGGCCACAACGCCAUGGGAGCGGCCGGGAGCAGCCCCUCCACCAACGACCUGGCCAGCCUGAUCCAGGCGGGCCAGCAGUUUGCGCAGCAGAUGCAGCAGCAGAACCCCGAGCUCAUCGAGCAGCUGCGCAGCCAAAUCCGCAGCCGCACGCCGAGCGCCAGCAACGAGGAGCAGCAGGAGUGAGCCCCCGGGUGUUCCAGACUCUGCUCCGGCCGCAGCCGCCUCCGCCGCCAACCCCUGCCCUGGGAGUGUCCACGAGGGGAAAAUCCCAAACCUGCUCUGGAUGAAACCACGGAAUUCCCAAAACCUGCCCCGGAUGAAACCACGGAAUUCCCAAACCUACCACGGAAUUCCCAAAGCUGCCCUGGAUACAGCCACGGAAUUCCCAAAACCUGCCCCGGAUGAAACCACGGAAUUCCCAAACCUGCUCUGGAUUAAACCACGGAAUUCCCGAAGCUGCCCCAGAUGAAACCACAGAAUUCCCAAAACCUGCCCUGGAUACAACCAGGGAAUUCCCAAAGCUGCCCCGCAUGGCCCCGAGAAUUCCCAUUCCCCUGCUCCUCCUUUUCCCCUUCCCAAGUUUAUUUUUUGGGGUUUUUUUUUUCCUGGCAGCCCCGGCAGAGCUGAAGUCAGAAUUCCCCAGGGAAAUUCCCAGAUCCCUGUGGGAUUUGCUGCCUGGGGGGGGUUUUAAUUCCCGAUUUUUUUUUGGUUUUUUGGAGCGUUUCCAAGCGAAUAUUUCUUUUUUUUCCCCUAAUUUUCCCCUCGGGAGCCACUUCCAAGAAGUGUUGGAGUCCCUGCUCAUCCCCACCCUGGAAUUCCCGGGAUUUUCCAUCUCUGGGAAUGAGGAUUUUGCUCCAAAAUCUGGGAAUCUUUUGGGAAUUUUGCUGCUUCCCCUCUCCAGGAUCCACGGGGGACUCAGGACUGAACCUCCCCCAGGCAUUUUUGGGGUUUUCCCCCAUCCCAAAAAAAUCCUGGAAAAAUCCCAUUUGCUCGUGCAGCAACUCUGGCAAAAUGGGAAUUUCUCCCAUGGAAUGUGAGCAGGGAGGGAGUGAAGGCGUUUUUAGUGUGUUUAAAGGAGUUUUUUUCUGAAUUAUUUUGAUUUUAUUUUUUUUUUUAAUUGCAUGUCAGUGAUCAGCCUGGCUGGGCUGGGGUGGAGGGAAUCCAAAAAAUCCCUUUUGGAUCCAAAAUCCAGGAUUUGGGCAGGGAAAAGCCCCUGGAGCCACCUCAAAUCCCAGCUCGGGGGAAACCCAGAGGGAUUUAUUUUAAAAUCCAGAAUGGAUUUAAAUCCGAUUUUCGGCUCUUGGGGGAGGAGGAGCCCCUCUGGAACGUUGGGGAGACGGAAAAAAUCAUGGAAAAAAGUGAUUUUUUUUGGUCGAGGCUCCGUGGAAUUCGUGUGGUUCGUGUCACUCGUGAGGAAUAAAAACCAUUUGGACACUUUGGUUGUUA
This is a messenger RNA of Motacilla alba alba, 2400 nucleotides long. RefSeq names its product small glutamine rich tetratricopeptide repeat containing alpha (gene SGTA). The transcript has 12 exons. Bases 199 to 1137 code for a protein of 312 amino acids. Gene Ontology annotation, cellular component: membrane; TRC complex. Lineage: Eukaryota; Metazoa; Chordata; Aves; Passeriformes; Motacillidae. Gene Ontology annotation, molecular function: molecular adaptor activity; protein binding. Gene Ontology annotation, biological process: post-translational protein targeting to endoplasmic reticulum membrane. The record is from RefSeq and is a predicted model, not a curated record.